AAAAAAAGCAAAUUUCACAUGAUUUCCACGAUUCAACGUCACAAGUAGCACACGCCCUCUGAACACGGUUAAAGUUAUGAUGCUCGUCAGCAGAGGAAAGCCAGGUUCACUCUCGUUUUGGGACGAGCUUUGUCCAUUUGAUGUUUUGCCCUCACUUUGCUAAAUUUGCACUUUUUCAGCAUGGUGACUGCCAUUUUUGUAACUCCUACUUAUGCUGUUUGUUUGCAUGCUUACAACCGGAACUGUGUCUCCAUUUAGAGGUCGACACACAGACACGUCCCAAUCAUCAAAAAAAAGAAAGAAGGAAGGAAAAUCAAUCUUGUGUUUCUUAAGGGGAAUCCUACUCAUUCUGCCGUUAAAAUGAUUUUAAAUCUUGCUAUUUAUGUGGUUACAAACCCUCAUUUCAUUAUCAGACACUGUAGUACCAUGUGGUGACUGAUAGUUAUUGGUCCCUUGCUAUCGCUGGGGGGGGGGGGGAAAAGGACAAUGCAGCCCCAUGGAUCUGGUAUCUGCGUUUCCACAGCAACGCAUAUUAAAUUACGUGGAGGCUUUCAGGUGGUGGACUUUAAACAGAGGUGGAGGGACGGCUGACGCACACCACAGGCAACUCUUCUUCCUGGAAAGAAACACAGCAACUGCAAAAAUGGCUAAAUUCUUCACACCAGUUCAAAUCAACGAGUUCAAAGAGUGCUUCUCCUUGUACGACAAGAAACAAAAGGGCAAGAUCGUUGUCAAAGACCUGAUCACAGUCAUGCGCUGCCUGGGUACAAGCCCCACGUUCGGGGAAAUCGAAAGACAUCUACAAGUUCACAAAAUCGAAAAGAGCGGUGAGCUGGACUUCUCUACGUUUCUGACGAUGAUGCACAGACAGAUGCAACAGGAGGACCCCAAGACAGAAAUCCUGGAGGCCUUGAGGAUGACGGACAAACAGAAGAAAGGGUACAUCCAGGCGUCUGAGCUCCGGGCCAAGCUCACCAUGUUGGGGGAGAAACUCACAAACAAAGAAGUGGAUGAACUCUUCAAAGAGGCAAACGUCAAGUCAAACGGGACUGUCAACUAUGAAGAGUUCACACAGAUGGUGACACUGCCACCCGUCGAUUACUAACUUUCCAAACUGACUGUACACACAUUUAACUUGGUUUGCAGAACUCACAUGAUGUUGAAACUGGCAAUUCUGUACUAACAGACUAUUGAGACUGAAAACAUCCUUCCCCUCGUCUUUCUUUCUCAUGAAUAUUCUAUGAUCGUUUAAUUAAACCUCUUUCCAAAGGUUUCCUCUAUGACUGAACACAUUGUGAAGCAAUGCUGUUAUAAUGUAAUGUAACUAACAAUAUGUGAUAUGAUUUGGCUUGUCAUCCUUUGAUGGGAUCAAAUUAAAUUCUCUUUCCACUUUUUGUCAAACCCGACCCUCCACCCAAUCAAAUGUAAUGUCCAGUUUGAUAUUUUGUGCAUGUACUUCCGCUUGCUUAUGAGCGAUAUAUUAAACCCUUCAUUUCAUAUUGUAGAUUUUCUUCACAGUCAGCAGUCAACUUUCUACACAUCAGUAUUAAACUGCAUUAUCCUCUUAAACUUGUGAUAAAAGCCGUUUAAAUCUUUUUUUCUGUUGAAAUGUAUAUUUUUAACAAAUGCAUUUUAAACCAUCGUCCAUCUUUUUCAUUCUCUCGUUCAGCCGUUUUGUCAUCUCAAGUCACACAUGCCUAACUGUCAGGCCUUUGACAUUUGUGAACAUUGCAUUUACAUAAGUGACUUGUAAUUUGCAUUUUCUUUCCCCCACAAGUUUUAUUUUGCAGUAUAUAAAUAUCCAUAUGUAAUAAUAACAGCACUGAUUAAUACCACUUUUUUCCAAAACAUGUAAUUGUUGUACGGGAAGGUCACAGUGGGCUUUUGUUAAGAGAUUGUAAUUAGCCAACUGAUUGCUUUGAAAAUGUGUUUAUUUGCUUUGAUUUUUUUUUAUUUGGAUUUUUGACUAGUCUUGAUUUUGUGGUUGGAAACCAACAAUCAUUAAAUGUACAAUCUUUAAAAACAGAAAAAGAGCAGAAACAGUCAGUCCAACAAACUAAAUUGAGAGGAAGAAAAAUUGAAAGUCUUGCAUAAUCCCUGCAAUAUGUUUGUAAAUGGAACUCCUAUGAGUUUCUCAGUUUGACUUCCGAAUAUAAAACAUACCCGGAUCUACCGCAGUGCAUCAGUGGAGCCCAAAGAGCCAGACGGGUUUAUACACAUUGGAAACUGUUUGGAAAACUUUAAAAAUAAAUACUUGGUAAGUGAU
Anarrhichthys ocellatus (wolf-eel) is the source of this 2266-nucleotide messenger RNA. RefSeq names its product calmodulin-like 4a (gene calml4a). Gene Ontology annotation, cellular component: myosin II complex. The record is from RefSeq and is a predicted model, not a curated record. The coding region runs from base 497 to 1105 and encodes 202 amino acids. The transcript is spliced from 5 exons. Gene Ontology annotation, molecular function: calcium ion binding. NCBI's taxonomy places the organism in Eukaryota, Metazoa, Chordata, Actinopteri, Perciformes, Anarhichadidae.